GCAACUCCAUGUAACUUUCAAGAUAUCAAAAUAGUGAUAGAGCAGAAACUUGGCAAGGAUUUACAUAGCAUAUUCCUGGAAUUUGAUGAACAUCCGAUUGCUGCUGCAUCAAUUGCUCAGGUUCAUCGAGGUCGGUUGAAUAAUAAUCAGGAAGUAGCUGUGAAGGUUCAAUAUCCUGGGCUUGAGCGGCGCAUGAAGAUAGACAUAAUGACUAUGUCUUUCUUGUCAAAAUCUGUCUCUUGGAUUUUUCCUGAUUAUAGGUUUGAGAAGUUAUUGACCGAGUUUGAGAGAACCAUGUCAAUGGAACUAGAUUUUACCCAAGAGGCUAAGAAUUCUGAGAGAACAGCUAGCUGCUUCAGGAAAAAUAAUGUUGUCAAAGUACCUUGCGUGUUUUGGGAACUAACAAGCAAGGAGGUUUUGACAAUGGAAUUUUGUUCUGGCUACAAGGUUGAUAACUUGGACUCCCUAAGGAAAGCAGAUAUCAGUCCAACAAAGGUAGCUGAAACAUUAAUUGAAUUGUUUGGCGAAAUGAUUUUUGUACAUGGUUUUGUUCAUGGCGAUCCUCAUCCUGGAAAUAUAUUAGUUUCUCCUCAAGGCCAAGGGAAAUUUUCAUUAGUGCUGCUUGAUCAUGGAAUUUAUAAAGAAUUAGACCAAAAGUUCAGAUUGGACUAUUGUCAGCUGUGGAAAGCGUUGAUAUUGUUGGAUUCUCAAAAAAUUCUGGAGUUAGGUGAACAGUUUGGUGUUGGCAAAUAUGCUAAGUACUUUCCCGUAAUAUUCACUGGGAGGACUAUCGAAAGGUACAUGCUUAUGACCUUUUCCCAACAAAGCCUGAUGCGUACUUGUCAAAACUGUAAAAAUGUGGAAAAUCAUUUCAGUCAUUCAGAUAUUAUUGGAUUCUUUGAAAUAAGAAGAAAAAGAACAGCAAAAGAUGAGCAUGUAUUCAUAUUCUAUAGUACUUUACCCAUUUAUUCUUUGACUGAAAAAGCCUGCACGGACUGUGUUCUGUAUCUAAUAAAAUUAUUUGACUUGAGUAAAGUUGAUGACUUUGAAGCAAGGUUGGAGCUUGGUCAUUGUCAGCAUCUUGUGCUAAGCCGCAAGUUUUGUAGGAUCACUCAGCAUAAUGAGUUAAUGACACAGAUGACCAUGCAUGGCAUACACAGUAUGAUGACAAUUUUCUUCCAUCUUGUUUGUCAUCCGAAAAUUUGUCAUGAAACCGAAGACUUCAUUCAUAGCAAAUCAGUAUUAGUCGGAGCCCAAAUUUUGUGUUUACAUAUAAUUGAGGUGUGAUUACAAUUCAUCAGCAUCAGGAUCCCAGGUUCUAAGUU
Messenger RNA from Oryza sativa Japonica Group (Japanese rice), 1325 nucleotides. The record is from RefSeq and is a predicted model, not a curated record. Lineage: Eukaryota; Viridiplantae; Streptophyta; Magnoliopsida; Poales; Poaceae.